CCAUAGGUUUGGAUAAAAUGCUAAACACUUUGGCUUUCGUUUUGGUUUUCAUUCAAUUGGGAAAUGGAUUCAAGUUUUGCGAUAAAUUCAAAGAAAACAAUUACAAGAUUUCUUACGGUUACAGACAUAUAGUGAACGCAAACGACGCGUUCAGACAUUACAUCUUCAUUGGACACGACUUCUGGCGAUUGAAACCAAACGACGCAAUGGACGACAAACUCAAGACAGUGUCCAUCGAUGUGGAGAGCAGUGGACACAGCGAUUGGUUUGGCGGCGAGUAUUCAAAGGCUAUUUGUCUGUUAUAUCUGUCAUAUGAUAACAUGGAUAAAAGACAGGAAGAAUACGGCAUCAGUGGACUCAUGAAGACGGGAAGUAAAGACAUUGAAUGGACUGUUUUGGACGCAAACCUCAACGUUGACGGCAAUCACAAGCCAUCGGCCAAAUCGAGUAAUUCUACCGACGCUAUGACAGCGACUAUGUCUUGGGUUAUGAAUUACGUGUAUUCGCGCAAAAACUCCACACAUCUGAGACACGUGUACUUCUGGGACGGAUCUAAGACACUGUCGCGUCAUUUCGCUGACUACAAGAACCCCGACCUCCCGGAAGGCAUUGACGAGAGACGCCAUUAUAAACUUUACGACCAAAUCCUCGCCAACCGAACAGUGUUUCCAGUGAUCGCAGUCUUAGGCCAAAGAGAUUUGAGACAAAUAAGUGACGAUUCAUUGAUUGUAUUGUUUCAACACAAACACGAGAUUAAGUAUUGUUACGCAGAUCUUAGUCCCGACAAAAUGCCAGAAGUGUGCGAAGACAAGAAUCUCAAGACACUCAUUGACUGCGAUCUUAAUCUUCCUCCGACACCGACUCCCACUUUAAGUGCCAGUCCCUCGACGUCCACUUGGAUUGUAUUAGUGAUACUCGUUAUCGUUGUUGUUGUCUUAGUUGUGGUCAUGUAUUUUGUCUAUAAGUGGUUCACAAAAGGCAAAACCGAUGACAAUUCUGGACAACAAAGCAACGCAUCGGCAGUCAGUGACGCCCAGAGAUCCGAGUGCAAACAACUGGGCGUCAGAGAUGUGCCUAACGUUUGUCUCUCUGCCUAUCUUUUGGGACGUCUUUUGCAACAUAAAGACAAACAAUUAAUUAUAGACUGUCCGACGGGUUGUGUUUGGACGGGAAAAGAGAUACACGACGUGUGUAUGAGUUUGGCCGACGCCUUCAUCAACCGAUUUGAUCUGAAUCCGGGCGAUACCGUCGGCUUCUGGUGUCCCAACAGUGAUGUUCACGCCAUCGCUUUCUUGGCCACCAUAUCCUCCGGAGCCACUUAUCUUCCAAUUGAUCCCAAUAUGAGUUAUGAUGAUGUCUAUCGAGUGAUUAAAUUAAGUUCCGCUAAAUUCUUGAUCUGUUUGUCGGAUAACACGAGUGAAGCGCUGAAAAUAUUACACGGAUUACAGAGUUUGGAACGUUUGUUUAUAAUCGAUGGUAACACCGAUCCAGACAUUGAAGACACAAAGAAUUGUCACUUUUUAAUGCAAUACAUGCGAUACAAACACCGACCGGAGGCCGACUCGUCGACCAAACCGUUGCCGAUUCCGGUGCCGAAGACCGGAGACGACAUGUGUGUUAUGCACUUCAUUAGACAGAUCAGGGAUGAAACGGCCAAUCAGUUGACGCCAAUUCUACUGACAAAUAGCAAUUUGAUCCACUCGUGUACGCAAUUACAGGACUCGCAGAUACUUCAGCUGACCGGCGAUGACUGCAUUGUCGGCCAACACUUCUCCCACUAUUUAGGAGUCGUAUUGUUUUGUCACUCAUUAGUGUCCGGCAGUAAAAUAGCGUUCACUAACACACAAUUCAAUCGACAAAAUACACUGCAAUUUAUACAGAAAUAUAACAUUACAAGUGCUUCAAUAGAUUUGUACGAAGUCUUGUAUAUGUGUCGAAAUGAUGUCGAGAUCAAGAAUAAUAGUAGUAAGUUAUGCUAUGAUUUUUCAUCGCUAACCGAUAUAAUACACACCGGUUCACCACUUCCUCACUCGGACUCACUCACUGAAGAGGUGUUCAGAAAGUUAUGUCCCAAAUAUUUCCGAUCAAUAUAUGGAAAGCCAGAAACAGGUAUCAUAUCCUGUGUGUGGAAAAGUAUGUCGACGUUUGACACAAACAAAUGCAUCGCAAACUACUAUACUGUCGGACAUCCGGUUCCCGGCGUUCAGAUCAAGAUAACACAUCCGCAGACAGAGAAGUCCCGAUCGGCCCAUAAAUUAGGCGAGAUUUGUGUGAAAAGCCAGCAAACUAUUGAAAAGUCACGCAACCUAUCGAUUGUAACCAGAAAUGCCUUUACAAUUGACGGCUUCUACAAGACUGGAGACGCCGGCUAUUACGACAACGAAGGGUUACUGUAUGUCGAGAGUCGAGUCAACGAACUUAUCUAUGAAGACAAUAAUGUAAUCAAUCCGUUCGUCGUUGAGGCCAUUCUUCUGCAGCACUCGGCUGUGAAAGAGGCGGCAGUUAUUGGCGUUCCCGACGGCACUUACGGCCAAAUAUGUUGCGCUUUUGUAGAGUUGGAGGCAAACGCUGCGGUCAGUGAACAGACAUUACGAGAAAUGGUGUCAAAUAAGGGAAAGGAGUUGAGGGCAGGGAUUAAGUUUAUUGAGUCAAUGCCCAAAACUUUGCGAAAUCAAGUGAAUCGCACGGCUUUACGAGUGAUUUACCAUAACUUCCACACAUACUCUCUCAUUGAAAUGCUUUGA
Medioppia subpectinata is the source of this 2744-nucleotide messenger RNA. The record is from the annotation of a GenBank genome assembly. NCBI's taxonomy places the organism in Eukaryota, Metazoa, Arthropoda, Arachnida, Sarcoptiformes, Oppiidae.